Molecule: messenger RNA, 1061 nt
Organism: Zootoca vivipara (common lizard)
Lineage: Eukaryota; Metazoa; Chordata; Lepidosauria; Squamata; Lacertidae
Gene: TMEM41A
Product: transmembrane protein 41A
Source: RefSeq, a predicted model, not a curated record
GGGCGCAGCGUCACGCGAGGGCAGGUCCCGGAGUUCUCCGCGCGGCGCCUUCCGUUCCUCUUUGUUUUCCGUUCCUCCUGGCGGCCGUUGUGAAUGCUCCGCAAUGCGCUCCCUCGGAGGGUUCUUGCUGGUCCUGGGGGCGGCCACGGCGGCCCUUUACUUGCUGUCGGUGCGGCUGCCCGGAGAGCCGCGCGCGGGGAGCGGGUCACUAAAGUUUCCUUCAGACCUAGAGGAACUGCAAAAGCUUGCAGAGUUUCUACGGUACUACAAUAGAGAACACCAUACUUAUGUGCUGCUACUGUUCUGCAGUGCCUACCUAUACAAACAGUGCUUCGCCAUACCUGGCUCCAGUUUUCUGAACAUCCUUGCUGGGGCUCUCUUUGGACCAUGGAUGGGACUCCUGUUGUGUUCUGCCUUGACAUCUGUGGGUGCCACUUGCUGCUAUGGGCUGUCCAAUGUGUUUGGGAAAAAAUUUGUCACCUACUAUUUUCCUGAUAAGGUGGCCAUGCUUCAAAGGAAGGUGGAAGAGAACAGAAAUUCCUUAUUUUUUUUCUUGUUGUUUCUGAGGCUGUUUCCCAUGACUCCAAACUGGUUUCUGAAUCUCACAUCUCCAAUCCUGAACAUCCCCGUUACUCAGUUCUUCUUCUCUGUAUUCAUAGGCCUCAUCCCGUAUAACUUCAUCUGCGUCCAGACUGGUUCAAUCCUUUCACAGAUCACCUCCCUUGAUGCUAUUUUCUCCUGGAGUACUCUGUUCAGGAUGUUGGCUAUUGCCAUGGUGGCAUUAAUUCCUGGGACCUUCAUUAAGAAAUUCAGUCAGAAGCAUCUCAACUUGGACAAAAAUAGCCAGAGCGCCCAUUUCCUCAAUGGGAGAAAGAGUAGCUGAAUGGGCUGGGUUAGGGCCAGAUAUUAUAGAAGUCUAUUUAUGGGAAAGGUGCAAUUCCCCCCUCCCCCAACCAGCCCAUUUUGUUUUUACUGAACUUUAAAAUCCCUGGUGCAGUUGUGGGCAUCUCCUUUCAGUAACAUAUAGACAGAGAACAAUUUCUGCUCUUAAUGUGUUUUUU